AAGUGCAAGUGGUAGAGCUAGGUGUAGGUGUUUCCGUGGUUGAGGUUGUAUCUACUUCAACUGAAGUGGUAGAAGUGCAAGUGGUAGAGCUAGGUGUAGGUGUUUCCGUGGUUGAGGUUGUAUCUACUUCAACUGACGUGGUAGAAGUGCAAGUCGUAGAGCUAGUUUCUGUUGUAUCUACUUCAACUGAAGUGGUAGAGCAUGAGGUUGUCACAUCUGGAAUAGAUACCGUGGUAUCUACCUCAACUGAAGAAGUACAAGUGGUAGAGCUAGUUUCUGUCGUAUCUACUUCAACUGAAGUGGUAGAAGUGCAAGUUGAGGUUGUCACAUCUGGAACAGUUACAGUGGUUUCUAUCUCAACCGUGGUUUCAUUUGGAGUGGUAGAGCAAGUGGUAGAGCUAGUUUCUUCAACUUCAGUGGUAGAGCAAGUGGUAGAGUCAGUUACUACAACUUCGGGAGUGGUAGAGCAAGUAGUAGAGUCAGUUACUACAACUUCGGAAGUGGUAGAGCAAGUAGUAGA
This is a messenger RNA of Diversispora eburnea, 520 nucleotides long. The record is from the annotation of a GenBank genome assembly. Lineage: Eukaryota; Fungi; Glomeromycota; Glomeromycetes; Diversisporales; Diversisporaceae.